Molecule: messenger RNA, 1267 nt
Organism: Drosophila grimshawi
Lineage: Eukaryota; Metazoa; Arthropoda; Insecta; Diptera; Drosophilidae
Product: MKI67 FHA domain-interacting nucleolar phosphoprotein
Exons: 3
Coding region: 112-1170 (352 amino acids)
Biological process (GO): maturation of LSU-rRNA from tricistronic rRNA transcript (SSU-rRNA, 5.8S rRNA, LSU-rRNA)
Cellular component (GO): nucleolus
Molecular function (GO): RNA binding
Source: RefSeq, a predicted model, not a curated record
ACAACACUGUAUGUAUAUCGUUAUCGAUACAUAUUCAUAUACCCCACGUGCGAUUGUUGGCCAUUUAUUUGUCGUUUUCUGAAUUUUGUGGUGUUUGGUAAAUAGUUCAAAAUGCCGGCAGUCAAGAAACAGAAACCCCAAAAUUUAAAGAAACAAGCAACACCCACCAAAAAUGCAGAAGCAGCCAAACCUGUCGUCGUUUCCGGGCAGUUAAAGAAAAAAUUGUCGCAGGCCAAGCCGCAAGCAACGUCAAAAGAGCGGCAGGAGCGCGGCGUUGUCCUCAUCAAAUCUCUGCCACACGGCUUCUUCGAGCAGCAGCUGCGAAAUUAUUUCAAGCAAUUCGGCCAUGUGACCCGAAUCCGGCUCGCCCGCUCGCAGCGCACCGGCGGCAGCAAAGGAUUCGCCUUCGUCGAGUUCGAGUAUCCGGAGGUGGCCAAAGUGGCAGCCGAUACUAUGGAUAACUAUCUGAUGUUCCAGAAGGUCGUCAAGGCUACCUAUAUUCCGCCCGAGCAGCAGAAAUUCAAUUAUUUCAAGAGCACGGUGAAGAAGGUUAAAAAUAAGGCCGGCAAAGAGAUUUUCGUGUCGAAUUUAACAAAAGCCACGCAGCGCAGCGUACAAAAGCAAAAUAAUUGGACGGAAUCCGCUUGCCAGAAACGCACAGAGAUCGGCAUGAAGAAGGUGAGGGAACUGCAAAAGAAAUACAAACAUUUGGGCAUCGAUGUGGCCCAAUUGAUUGUGAAGCCCGUCAAGAAAUCCAAGCAGGAAGAGGCAAAGAAAAAAGAGCUGCAAUUGGAGGAUUUGCUGGGUAAUACAAUCAAUGAGGAUUCAGAUGAUGAGGAUUAUGAAAUCAGUGAUGAUGAUGAAGAGCAGCUGCAAAUGGACAGCGAUGAUAGCGAUGAGGAUGAGGAAGAGCUAGAUGGGGAUGAGGAAGAUGAGGAGGAGGAGCUGCAGCCAGUGCCUAAAAAGACGCAAAAGCAGAAGAAAGUAAAUGCAAGCGCUGAGCGCAUGUCGGAUUUGAUUAAACGCAAACCAGGCACAGGCGGUGUCCAGAAAAAGAAGAAGACAACUAAAAAGGCUGCCACAAGUGCAACAAAACUGCUGCAACUGGCGGCAGCCAAGAAAAUUGCCAAGCCGCUGCCCAAAAAAGUGGACAAAAAGCUCAAGAAAUAAAACUAGUUUUUAUAUAUUUACCCUUAUAAUAAUUAAGUAAACAAAAGUUGCACACAAAAAAAAUAAUUAAAAAGAAAUAUGUUUGUAAAAGAAAAAA